Messenger RNA from Pundamilia nyererei, 719 nucleotides. Its product is annotated as serum amyloid P-component-like. The record is from RefSeq and is a predicted model, not a curated record. The transcript is spliced from 5 exons. The coding region runs from base 30 to 719 and encodes 229 amino acids. NCBI's taxonomy places the organism in Eukaryota, Metazoa, Chordata, Actinopteri, Cichliformes, Cichlidae.
CAACACAACCUCCUGAGACUGAAUUCAAGAUGGCACUGCUGCUUUUACUGGUGACGCUGACAACAUGUGCUGCCACUCCUCAAAACCUGGAAUAUAAAAUGUUCACCUUCCCAGAAGCGACAAACACAGCUCACACGAAGCUGUUAACAACAAAACAAAAUUUAAGUGCUGUAACUGUCUGUCUCAGAUCCUUUACAGACCUCAGAAGAGGCCACCCUAUUUUCUCUUUGGCAACAUCGGUUGCUUCCAAUGACUUUCUGAUAUUCAAACUAGAUGAAAGUGAUUUGUUUGAUCUGUGGGCCAGGAACAAAAAUGCUGAAUUUGCAUUGCAAGACUACAAACUGAACACGUGGAAUGCGAUUUGUUCCACUUGGGAUGCUACCUCUGGAAUAAUUCAGCUGUGGGUAAAUGGAAAGCCUUCCAGCAGGAAAUUCGUCAGCUCUGGAUUCAACAUCAGUGAACCCAUGUCUAUUGUUUUAGGACAGGAACAGGAUUCCUAUGGUGGAGGAUUUGAUAUUAAUCAGUCUUUUAUUGGCAUGAUAUCUGAUGUCCACAUGUGGGACUACACCCUGUCUUCUCGUGAGCUCUGCACAUACACAAAUGAGCCGUGGUGGGAUGAUAAUAGGAAUGGGAAUGGGAAUGUGCUGAACUGGAAUGCUCUGGAUUUUCAGAUAACAGGAAGAGUAUUGAUAGAAGACAUGCCAUCCCCUUACUGUUAA